ACAGACUGGCUGAAAAGGGUUACCGGGGGCUGGUUGGUCCUCGGCUGCAUUAAAGCUGGAGCUGCCGUAGCUGCACACACACAUCCAAGCGUUCCUUCUCUCCCUCACUGCAGCUCCCACCGACGGCAGGUCUACUGGAUGGUGGAGCCAUUUCUUCUUCUUAACACACAGCGGGAUCGGUGUCCGGUCUACAUAAGGGGAUAUAAAACGGACGUACUUCGAAUUUCACCCGUCUACGUCGAGCCGUGUCGGGAUGAUGCUCUGAGGAGAAAACUGCACAGGCUCCCCGGUUGUGUUCAUCCUGAGGCUGCAGUGAACGGAGGGGGGGAUUGCGGUACAAUAAUCAGCAUCAAGGUCUUCUCUGUGAACGGGGACCGACUUCACAAGGGUGAUUCUUGCCCCUGUGCGGGGGGAUCGGCGGAGAAAUAGAUCUAUAAAAAAUUAUGGCCACCCUACUGCGGAAGAUCGGUCUGAUCCGCCUGCACGACCGAGACACCGAGGACCCAAAGCACCAUCAGGGCUCGCUAAAGGGGACCAAGGGGAACCAGAAAAACAACGCCAACAAACACUGUCAGACCGCCAACGAAACCAACAUCCUGAGCACCCCGGAGAUUAAGGCCAGGAAGCUGGACCAGCUCGGCAAGGACAAGCCGUCCGGCAAGGAUAAGCAGGGCAAAGAUGUUGCAAAGGAGAAGCAGCAGACGGGAGGAGGCGGGAGUAAAGCGACCAGUGCCUCCUCGAUACCACCGCUGGCGCCUCACCGGCAACACUGCACCCAGGUCCGGACGCGGAGGCUGAUGAAGGAGCUACAGGAGAUCCGGAGGUUAGGGGACAACUUCAUCACGGUGGAGCUGGUGGAGGACAACCUGUAUGACUGGAACGUCAAGCUGCACCAGGUGGACAAGGACUCGGCGCUGUGGCAGGACAUGAAGGAGACCAGCACCGAGUUCAUACUGCUUAACGUCACCUUUCCCGACAAUUUCCCCUUCUCGCCGCCGUUUAUGCGGGUCCUGACGCCCCGGUUGGAGAACGGCUACGUGCUGGACGGCGGGGCCAUAUGCAUGGAGCUGUUGACCCCCCGCGGGUGGUCCAGCGCCUACACGGUGGAAGCGGUCAUGAGGCAGUUUGCGGCCAGCCUCGUAAAAGGACAGGGCCGUAUAUGUAGGAAAGCAGGGAAGUCUAAGAAAGCGUUCAGCCGUAAGGAAGCCGAGGCCACCUUCAAGUCCCUGGUGAAGACCCACGAGAAGUACGGCUGGGUGUCCCCGCCUGUGUCCGACGGCUGAGUGCUCCGCCGCCGACCCUCCGACACCCCCCCA
Molecule: messenger RNA, 1316 nt
Organism: Perca flavescens (yellow perch)
Lineage: Eukaryota; Metazoa; Chordata; Actinopteri; Perciformes; Percidae
Gene: ube2ql1
Product: ubiquitin conjugating enzyme E2 QL1
Exons: 3
Coding region: 444-1283 (279 amino acids)
Source: RefSeq, a predicted model, not a curated record